Auanema sp. JU1783 is the source of this 1950-nucleotide messenger RNA. Lineage: Eukaryota; Metazoa; Nematoda; Chromadorea; Rhabditida; Rhabditidae. The record is from the annotation of a GenBank genome assembly.
AUGUCGUCUAUGAAGUUGCUUUUUCGUAAAACAGAGGUAGAUUUGGGUAACGGGAGAUGUCUCUUUGCAUGGAGACCUCUCCGGAAUUCUAUAGCUGUUGCUGGAGCGAAUAGAUCUGUAUACCUGUACGAAAGGAGAGGGGAAUUAAUCGAUGUUCUUGAACUAACAGCUAAGAUAAUCGGGAUAUCUUGGGAUUGCGAGGGCGAUGUUCUUGCAAUCAUAACAGAAGGAACUUCUCAAUUGUUACUGUGGGAUUAUAACACAAAACAAGCUGAUGUGGUGGAUAUAAGCAUGGGAUCAAGGGAGGUCGCUUCAUGUAUCACAUGGUCUAAUAAUUCUCCCGUCUUAGCAUUAGGUACACACAAUGGUAACCUAUUCAUUUAUAAUCAUCGUACAGCGAGAAAAAUUCCGAGCAUUGGAAAACAUCAAAGGAAAGUGACUGGGAUUGUUAUAACUAGACAAGAUCAAAUUGUUAGUUGCGCAGAAGAUAAUACUGUUAUAGUGUCAUCAUGCGAUGGAGAAACCGUUAAUACAUAUCCAGUCAGUGGAAGCCCGAGCCAAUUGGCUGUAGGUGAAAUCAAGAAAGGAAAUGGAUCAACCGAAAUUAUUAUUAGCUCAGUGUUAAACAAUAAGAUUCUUUUCUUCAUGCCGAUCGACAAUGCUGAAGCGCAAACGAACUUGCAAUUCCAAGAGAAGUAUGGGAAUAUAGUUUCAUACAAAUGGUUUAAUGAAGGUUUAAUGAUACUCGGUUUCGACAAAGGUUUUAUGGUUAUCAUAUCGGCUCAUCGUUCUGAAAUCGGGACUGAGCUGAACUGCUUCGCCGAAUAUAAAAACUAUUUGAGUCAUACCACAACCAAUGAUGUUUUCCAGUACAUUAUCAACAUAGGGGAUAACCAGAUAAGAAUCAGAGACAUGGAGCAAGGUCAAGAUCUUCAACUUAUGACAGAUAUUGAAACAGACAAGGAGCUGGAUAAAGUGGAAUGCUCGUCUGAUGGUCAGCUUGUUUGCGUUUCCUCCGUCUCUGGUGCUGUGUCAGUUUAUCUCACGCGCAUGCCUGUGCUUACUGCUGCCAGAGGUGAUAUCAUAGCUAUACUUACAUCGCUUAGCCAGAUCACAGUUCAUCGAGAAGGAGAUCGGAACAAAACAAGAGUUAUUGAAGCAGCUGUGGAACCUACUUUGAUAGCAGUUGGACCUUUAUAUGCUGCUGUUGCAACUAAUAAUAAGAUUUGGUUCUAUGAAUAUCCGAAUAGUAACACCGGACAACUUGUUCGGGAGUGCGAGUACUUGUCCACCAUAGUAAGUGUUUCGUUAAACACGGAUUAUGCUGCAGUUGUCAUGGAAGGAAAAGCAAGACUACAUAAGAUUCUUGAUCGUGAUGACGAAAUUUCAAUAACGUUCCCAGAGCCAUCGAGAAAUACAAGGCUCAUCUCGGCAUGUUUAACAACACACUUUCUGAUUUUCACAACGGAAACGAAUUACAUCAUUUACUUCUCUUUAGAGGAGUGGUCCGUAGUUAGUGAAUAUCGGCACUCCUCGUCUAUACGACAUAUAGCUCCCGACUCUACAGGAUUACGUUGUUGUGUUUUUGAUGAACGGAUGGAUACCUGGGUUUAUAGCCCUGUUGAUGACUCUAUGUUAAAACUGCCACCCGUUGGUCCGUCCGUUUUGUAUACUUCUGCAUUAUGGGAAACAUUCACGAUUGAUCGUAAUACUUUCAUCGUUUUUGACACCAACAACGUGUAUGUCUUCUUAGUUUUGAAAAGCCAAGUUGAAGGUGAAUCUUCAGUCUUUAUUGGAACGACGAAGCUGCCAUAUGGUCAUACUCCUUUAACAUUAAGCAAAGGGAUUGUUCAAUGCAUAACUUCUGGUGGGAAAGUAAGCGGGGUUUUGUUGGAAAGUCAUCGUACCGAUACUAUCUUGGAGAGCAAGAAAAUAGAAGAGGCAGUCUAG